This is a messenger RNA of Echinococcus granulosus, 2739 nucleotides long. Its product is annotated as methyltransferase. The record is from RefSeq and is a predicted model, not a curated record. Gene Ontology annotation, biological process: rRNA (guanine-N7)-methylation. Gene Ontology annotation, cellular component: nucleolus. Bases 1 to 2739 code for a protein of 912 amino acids. Gene Ontology annotation, molecular function: rRNA (guanine) methyltransferase activity. The transcript is spliced from 10 exons. NCBI's taxonomy places the organism in Eukaryota, Metazoa, Platyhelminthes, Cestoda, Cyclophyllidea, Taeniidae.
AUGGCGGAUUUUUGUGGAUAUAAAGUCGAAAUAAAGUCGGACCAACUUGGAACAGUUAUUGGAAUUGUAAAGGCAUACAAUGACAAUCAAAUUGACCUAACCGACACCACCGUCAAUGGUCAUAGUGUUCCCGAAAUGCUUUAUUCCGUCCAGAAGCGUUUCAUCGGCCAACUGAAAAUUCUUUCAACAACUCGCACCUCUUGCAGCCAAAAUAAGUCUACCGGCUGCAUUAACCAGACUCCCUCAUCUCGUGAUCUUCGUCGCGAAAAACUGCGCAACAUCCCCGGUGCCUGCACAGCCUACGUGUGCGACCGAUCACCUCCCCGAGUUGCCAAAACCCCUCAAAGUCAACAGAAACUUUAUCAGCAGAAGAAGCUUGAGAAUGGACUAGAGAAACCACUCAGGCGGUUAAAUAUCAGUAAGGAUGAUGGCGGAGGUCUUUCUCGCACAUCUAGCACCAGUGCAACAGAUCGUUGGAGCUGUCGUUCAAAAUCAACUGAAGCCCUCAAUUCUGACUCUGCAUCCGGUUUCGAGAGCGACUCAGCAGCUUCUAAGUUGCAGAGGAGGAAUCAAAGACGCACUAAAACUCGAGGAAAGCAUAGCACUUCCAUGAGUAAUGGAUGGGAUUCCUUGCGAAUUGAAGAUUUUAUCGAUACGGACUUCGAUUUUGAGGCUAAUUUGGCUCUGUUUGAUAAACAGGCCUUCUAUGAGAAAACGGAUGCGAAGGAGGGUGGAAGUAGCAAGAGUAGUGGACGUUUGCAUGACUUCUGUCCCAAUGGUGAAAAGGUUCUAGUAGAGGGCCCCGAUGGAGUCAGCUUCGAACCAGUUCCCGAGCCGAGGAACAUGAUGUCUACACCUUCGAGGGCUUGGGAAUCUCCAGCAAUUAUUUCUACUAUGUGGUAUUCCACCACUGGUCGUAAGGUACCUUUCCUCGCUCCUAGCGUCCACGAACGCGUGUUGCAGUUCCUAGCCACUGGACAGGAUUCAGCGGGUAUGGCGAUACCCCUCUCCAUGGGACUAACAUGGGAUCGCCUCAUUGAAAUGGCUGGUUUGGCAGUCGUCAAUGGUGCCCUCGCUUUUCUCAAACAGUCACCCAAUCGACUAGGUCAAAAACAGAGACCAUCACAACAACAGCAUCAGUCUGCGCAACCGCCCCUACGAGUUCUCGUGCUGCCUGGAAGCCGAAAUAUGUCCGGAGCUCUGGCUGUGAACAUUGCUCGUCACUUGGCCGCCCGAGGUGCUGCUUGUGUUCUUCUCCACACUCCCUCCACUCCAUCGGUUGAUGAAUCCACCCCUUUCCCCGCCUACAACGUCGAACUAACGUUAGCCCAAACCCUGUCCCCUAGGGCUACCACCCUCCUUUCCCCAGAAGUGAAAGAAUACGGUGUCGACGACGACGAAGAAGAGGACGAAGCAGAUGCCAUUCUUGGUAACGGUAACGGUGAACUUACUAGCCCCGCAGGUCGGAUGUGGAUCAGUAGAAUUCCCGGUCUCACAGUGGUCUCUAAAACCACAGGCAUCACUCGUCGACCCACUAAUGCUCUGAUUGAUCUGUUGGUAUUGGGCCAACCGCUGGAACAGUAUCCUGCCGAGGUGCGCGAGUGGUUGGUCGGCCAUAAAGCUAUUUGUUUGGCUGUCCAGCUGGGUAGAUUGGGCGCCCCCCUUAAAACCGAUUCUGUGGGUCCAUCACAAGCCCUGAAGACCUGGGCUGUGCAGCUGGGGAUGCCGGUGUUGGCUCCGGCCCAGGUUCCAGAAUCGGUGGAGCUUCACUUGGUCGAUGUUGGAAUGAGCAGAGCGAUUGUUGGCCGAGUGACGGGCGAUCUGCGCGCUCUUCCACCACCGGCUCUGUUUGAUGCCACGUCCUCACACCGUCGCAAAAUGUCACACGGGAAGCGUCCAGAACAUACGGCUCCCCCAGAAAUCUAUUACGAUGAAAAGGAGGCCCAAAAAUAUACUUCAAACUCACAUAUGAUCGAAAUUCAGACCAAACUAUCGGAAAGAGCUCUGGAACUCUUACUUUUGCCAGAAGAUCAGCCACUGCUUCUUUUAGACAUUGGUUGCGGUUCUGGGCUCAGUGGUGAAGUCCUAACAGAGAAUGGCCAUUCAUGGAUUGGUAUUGACAUUAGUCAGGCUAUGUUAAACGUGGCGCAGGAGCGAGAAUCUGAAGGAGACCUCCUUCUUGGAGAUAUUGGUGAACUUCUUCCUUUCCGGGGCGGUUCCUUUGACGGUGCCAUCAGUAUAUCCGCGGUUCAAUGGCUGUUUAAUUCAGAAAGGUCUGACCAGAAUCCAAUCAGGCGAAUUCGAAAUUUUUUCUCUUCUCUCUAUGCUUGCCUUUCACGUGGGUCGCGCGCAGUUUUGCAGUGCUACCCGGAGAGCUCGCUACAGCUGGACUUGUUGCAGACGGAGGCCAUUCGAGCUGGUUUUACUGGCGGCAUUGUCGUAGACUUCCCCAACAGUACUAGAGCAAAAAAGUAUUUUAUGGUGCUGGACGUCGGCGUGGUGCGCACGGUCCCCAAGGCUAAGAUGAAUGAGAAUGAGGUGAAUACGGUUCCUAUAGUGUCUGCUGUGGAGCAGCGCCGACGUGCCCAGGCGGAGCUACGAGAGGCACGACUGCAUGGUCGUCACCCCAAGAAGAGUGCUGCGUGGAUUCGACAGAAGAAGGAACUCGCCCGACGUCGCAUGAAGGAUGUUGCGCACGACUCCAAGUAUACAGGACGCAAGCGACGUCCGCGAUUCUAA